Molecule: messenger RNA, 2200 nt
Organism: Drosophila persimilis
Lineage: Eukaryota; Metazoa; Arthropoda; Insecta; Diptera; Drosophilidae
Gene: kar
Product: monocarboxylate transporter 10
Exons: 6
Coding region: 225-1886 (553 amino acids)
Biological process (GO): transmembrane transport
Molecular function (GO): monocarboxylic acid transmembrane transporter activity
Source: RefSeq, a predicted model, not a curated record
GACAACGCAAGCGGUCGGUUGUGUGGUUCGCUCGCUGAUUGGUCUCUCAGUCUCUGUCUCUGUCCCGACACACGACACCACUUCGGCCAGUGGCAGGCGGUUUGAGUGCGCGCUUUCCUUAGUGUCUUCGCCGGAAUCUUGAAGUGGAUCUUACGUUUGGAGCAAAUCCGGGCUAACAUUCAGCUAACAGCCCACAGCCAGCAGGAAGAGAAAGACCCGCAGCCAUGGCAGAGAACGAGCCGCUGAACGAGACACAGAAGCAGGUGAAUGGUCGCAUCCUGCCCAGCAACGGACACAUAUCACCGGCAUCCAGCAAUGGCCAGGUGCAUGCCAAUGGCAGGAGCCUGGUCAAGACGCCGUCCCUGGCGAAUGGGAACGGGGCGGCCAACGGCACACACAUCGAGGCGCCCUGCUGUCGAGACAUACACGGCAAGGAGCCGCCGGAUGGCGGAGCCCGGGCCUGGCUCGUCAUGGUCAGUGCCUUCCUCUGCAACGGCAUCAUUUUCGGUUUCAUCAACACCUACGGCGUGCUGCACUCGCUGCUGAGCGACCGCCUCACAGCACUGGGUGACCCGGAGGCCUCCAGUAAAGCGGCUCUCGUUGGCUCCCUGGCCAUUGGCACCACAUUCCUCUUUUCCACAGUCGCCGGCUGUCUGACGGACAAGAUCGGUCUUCGGCUGACCACCUUCGCUGGGGGAGUUCUCUCGGCCGGGGGCCUGUUGCUGUCCUCGUUCUUUACCGAGAACAUCAGUGCCCUGUACUUCAGCUAUGGGAUCAUGUUUGGUCUUGGCGCGGCCCUGGCCUACACACCAACUCUUGCCAUACUGGGGCACUACUUCAAGCGGUACCUGGGCAAGGUGAGCGGGUUCGUGACUGCGGGCUCCAGCGUCUUCACUGUGAUACUGCCGCCCUGCCUGGACAGUCUUCUGGGCGGCUACGGCCUGGAGGCCACGCUGAGGAUUAUGAGUCUCAUGUCUGCCUUCAUAAUUGUGUGUUCCUUCGUGUACAAGCCGCUGCAUCCACCGCCGGAUCCGCCCAAAAAGAAGCCAGGAAGGUCGCGCAUCAACCUCUUUCUGCGCUCCAUUGUCAACGUGGAGAUCUGGAAGCGCAAGCGUUUCGUUAUCUGGGCUCUCUGCGUACCGCUGGCCCUGUUCGGAUACUUUGUGCCCUACGUCCAUAUGAUGCAGUUCGUGAAGACGACAUUCCCGGGCGAGGAUGUCAACCUGCCGGUCAUGUGCAUUGGCAUCACGUCCGGGAUUGGACGCCUGAUCUUCGGCAUCAUUGCCGACAUGCCCGGUGUGAAUCGCAUGUAUCUGCAGCAGCUGUCGCUGGUAUCCAUUGGCGUCGUGACUCUGCUGCUGCCUCUGACCAACUCAUAUGUGGUCCUGGUCUCUUUCACCCUGGUUAUGGGCCUCUUCGAUGGCUGCUUCAUCUCCCUGCUGGGUCCGAUUGCCUAUGAGAUCUGUGGACCCUCGGGUGCCACACAGGCGAUUGGCUUCCUCCUGGGACUCAGCUCUAUUCCCCUUACCGUGGGGCCACCGGUGGCCGGUAUGAUCUUCGAUGGCACGGGAUCAUACACGGUUCCAUUUGUAUUGGCUGGACUGCCCCCAUUGGUGGGUUCUUCGCUGCUGUUCCUCAUCAAGUGCGUGAAGGAUGACAGCAACGCCGCCAGUCCGCUUCGAGCUGUGGCACUGCCUAACGGUGACAUUGAGAUCGCCAGCAAUGGAAAUCAUCUGACGGGUGGCACCAAAUCCAGCGCUCCUCUCAUGGGUGCGGCGGCCACGUACGGCGUUAAUGGGGUAUCACCGACGGCCCUCAGCAACGGACAUGGACAUGUGGACAACGGAACUGAGAAACUCACCGUUACCGACGGAUCGGCGUCGUAGAGAGAGUCGCUGUUGUCGUCCACUAACUCAAAAUUCCACAAAACUUUCGAAAAACUUUUGAAAAGUUCUGCCAUUUUACAGCUGCAGUCGCCUCAUCGGAGACAGUGCUCAGCCAGCGCAAAAAUCGAUGGUGUUCAUUUUGUAUACACCCUUUUACCCUCAACACACAUCAUAUCGGUGGAGAGACUUGUGCACUAUAUAUGUACAUAUAGGUACAGAUUCUCGUAUCCUUCUUCAUACGUGCAUACUAUAUUUAGGCUAAGGCAAUUCGCAAUCCAAAUAAAACUAAUCUACUAAUUUUUAAAUAAAUGAUA